GCUAGUGGGUUGAACUUUCAACCAAAGUAAGUAGCUAAUCUUUGUCCAAAGAUUCUAGUCCUUUUUUUUUUUUCCCUUUUCUACGAUUAUUGGGCAUACGAUAAUCUUGUUCUGUCAUCCAUAUUAUCACUCGGGAGAUAAAAAGAUAGAAGAUAUCCCUCAUCAUCUUCUCUACUUUCCCUCUAAAGCUCCAUUUAAAGGGUGGAACUGCAACCUUAAAUAUAUGCAUGCAAUCUACAAAAGAGGGGAGUUUUGAAGAUGCAGUUUUGGAGCUCUAUGCAUGGAUUGCUAGUGGGAAGGAAGAUGGGAAGUAUAGAAACUGUGGUGAUUCUCAUAGUCUUCUCCUACCUUUGUAUCAUUACAACUUCCUCACCUCCCCAGAAAUCUUUCCCUUCUUCAGAGGUAAUUCAACCAGCAAUUCUUCACAUCCUUGGUUCUCAGGGACGGUACUUUCAGAACUGGGGGUAUGUCAGCAGCUCUGUUGGUGACGGUGGUACAGCUAUAGCACGUGGUAGCAGGAUUGAAGGUGCACAUGGUCAAGAAGCUGCUAUGGUUGGUGGUUCCACUGGCAAUGGUGAGACUGGAAACAAUGGGGGGUCCAGAUCACCUUCUGGACAAGGAGGCGCAGCUUUAAUCCCGGUAUAUGUAGCCGGUGCCGCAAAUAACCAACAUCAGAAACAUCACCAUGGGUCUGGCAACCGCAACCGGAACUCCAUUGGACUGUCAACCUUGGUUGUAGCCACCUUGGCCUCUCUCCUCGCAGAUUUAUAUCACUGAUACGAGAAAACAAAUAUGGUCAUAGUGUUUGUGAGGGCUGUCUGUUGUGAGCCUACUUCUCAGAUGAAUAUUUUGAUGCAUAUAUCCGCUUCCCCUGUAUUAUGUGUUGGAAGACAAAAGCUAUCAGUGUGCUUUGUUUGCUUUUACCUUGCUUAGAUUAAUAUAUGUUGAAGGGUGCAAA
This is a messenger RNA of Juglans microcarpa x Juglans regia, 958 nucleotides long. RefSeq lists its product as uncharacterized. NCBI's taxonomy places the organism in Eukaryota, Viridiplantae, Streptophyta, Magnoliopsida, Fagales, Juglandaceae. The transcript has 3 exons. The record is from RefSeq and is a predicted model, not a curated record. The coding region runs from base 259 to 777 and encodes 172 amino acids.